CUGACCCGUACAAAACCUUGUAUAUAUAUUUUUCAUGUUACCAAACGUUUGAAACAUCUCAUAAUUAUUCUGUGUUGUACCCUCAGCUCCUCCUCCUCUGUGUUUCUAUAACAAGCUAGACACAUAAAUGGAUAAGCGUCCCCGGAACAAGGCAAAGUCGACCUCCACAAACUCCUCUACAACAUCAGAAGAAGUGAGCAGCAAUGAGUGGGAAUUCAUUGAAAUGAGCGAGGAAGAGGAAGACCUCAUACGCAGGAUGUACGGGCUAGUCGGAGAUAGGUGGCAUUUGAUAGCAGGUCGCAUUCCAGGUCGAAAAGCCGAAGAAAUUGAGAGAUUCUGGAUCAUGAAACACGGAGAUGCUUUUUCUUCUAAAAGAUCAAGUUAAUGUAAAGCCAAAGACUCAUCGUGAUCGAAUUCAUUUCUGUCUUCAAUUAUCUAAUUUCCUGGCCUGGUAUAUAAACUUUGUUUUGGUUUAGUUUUUUUAGAAGAAUCUGCUAUUGUAUUCCUUCGUGUUGAAUGUACGUACGCACUUUCAUUCA
This is a messenger RNA of Lotus japonicus, 539 nucleotides long. Its product is annotated as MYB-like transcription factor ETC3. Gene Ontology annotation, molecular function: transcription cis-regulatory region binding. The transcript is spliced from 3 exons. Gene Ontology annotation, biological process: cell differentiation. Lineage: Eukaryota; Viridiplantae; Streptophyta; Magnoliopsida; Fabales; Fabaceae. The record is from RefSeq and is a predicted model, not a curated record. Gene Ontology annotation, cellular component: nucleus. Bases 128 to 385 code for a protein of 85 amino acids.